CGAAUUAUAGCCUCGAGUUGUUAUUCUCGUAAGACGCGAUCUGAUUGGCUGACGACUUUUAAUAUUCAACCAGAUUCGUCUGUUGUUUGUCGUUUGCUAUGCGAUUGAAUUAUAGCAAUGGUCGCUCAAUUUGUGCCGAAAAUGUGACAGAUUUGAAGCCAUUGGAGAAUUUAGAAGUUAUGUGAUCAUAUUGAACCGUUUCGUGUUCAAAUGAAGGACUGUUUGUACAAUAUGGGAUGCGGGAUGAGCGCUGAAGAUCGAGCCGCCAGGGCACAUAGCAAGGCAAUCGAUCGCGAGUUAAGGCAGGAAGGAAUCAAAACUGAAAAAGACGUAAAGCUACUACUUCUAGGUAAGCCUUAAAGCAACCUAUAAAACUCUUUUCUAAAAGUCUUGGAUAAAAUGACGUUGCUGAGUUGUAUUCGGUCUACGUUGCCAGACAAUUUGAGUCUAAAUUUAUACAUCAAAUUGUGAAGCAUAAGACAGACCCUCCCAUUCCUAGUUGCACGUAAACAACAACGCGUUCUCCACACUUUAAUUUAACCGCCGCUCAAUUCGAAUUAUCUGCACUGUUGCAAUUUAGCUCGCGGUAGAAUGCUCUGCUACGUUCUAAUGGCUGCAUGUUUUUCCUCGUUUAACAGGUGCUGGGAACUCUGGCAAAAGCACAAUCGUGAAGCAAAUGAAGUAAGCAAAUUUGACUCCAGCAGUCUUUAAAUAUCUUCAAUGAUUUGGGAGUAUUUUAAUAGACACAAAGUAUUUAAAAUAGCAUAUCUAGGAUUCUCACUAAUUUGCAACAUUUCUGUUCUAAUAUUUUCUUUUAGAAUUAUUCACGACAAUGGCUUCUCUCCUGAGGACUACUUCUACUAUAAGCCACUAAUCCACAGCAACAUAAUAACAUGUAUGAUGCAGAUCAUUCGUGGUAUGGAUAAACUAAAGAUCGAAUUCGAGGAUGAAAGAAGACUAGUGAGUAACAGCCCAAAGUUUUCAAUGAAUUUCACAUAUAAAUUUAAAGAGGCACCCCACGAAUGAUGCCUACUGCUUUGUUGUUUGAAUCUAGACGGAUGCCAAACUUAUUUUUGAAUUGGUAGCAAGGAACCAGGAACGCGAGCCGUUUUAUCCUGAGCUUACUGAAGCUUUGGGAAGACUUUGGGAAGAUGAAGGAGUUAGACACUGUUUUGAACGAUCGAGGGAAUACCAACUGAAUGACUCGGCAGAAUAGUAAGCCAUGUUAACCUUAUGACUUGUUUACUUCACAAUUCAUGCUGCUAUUUUUAACAUCAUGCGUGAUUUAAUAGUGUCACAAAUAUGCGAAAUAUUUUAAAGCUUUUGAUAAAUUCCCUUAGUUUAUAAUGUGUGUACUGUAGAGUCUAAUAAAUAUAUAGGUUUUAUAUUAUAUUUGAAGAAAUAUGCACCUGGUGUUCAAUAUUAUUUGUUUUCAAAUAUUUUACUCCAAUAUAGAUGAUUAAGCUAUGAUUAUUUAAUUAAUAACCAUCAGCAAUUUUAUCAAGUUACCAAUGAUUUAUAGAGUGACUUGAAAAAUAUGUUCCUCUGUUCACACUCCACUGAUUUGUGAUAGGCAAAAUUUUAGUCUGGCUUGGUUUUUGGAUUUGUUUUCAAUUGCAUGCAAUUAUUUCACAUGACCUCAUUGCAUUAUGUCAUUCUCAAGGUUAUAUGUAUGUUUUACAAAUUCCCUUAUACUUAUCAUGCAUUGUUUAAUUAAGUCACUUUUAUUUUCUGUCUUAUAUUUUACUUCCUUGAAUGCAUUGAAUGUGCUUUAUGUAAUAACAGGGCACUAAACAACCCAGAACCUUAGGCCCGGUUUAGACAGCGAACUUUUCAUGUGCUGAACGUAAAUACAACGAUUAAGUGCAACAGAAGAAUGGCAUCUAAAGCAAUUAAGUUUGGCAAGUUUUGAUUAGGUUCAACACGGCACAAAAUAUUAUGAGACUCAGGUUUGAUAUGGGUUUACACGCUGUGCCUUUAAUGUGUCGAACCUAAUACAUUACAUUUUUUAGUGUACUGUAUCAUAUACAAGGCCGCCAGAAGCGAGGGCUGGGGGGCUCGAGCCCUACCCCAUAAUUUCCAUAUGUACAAGCAAAACACGCAGAAGAACUAGGAAAGUGCAAAAGCAAGUUAUUAUUAAAGUUAUUAUUAAUUAAUUAAAGUAUAUUUCACAUAAGUUUUCCCUUGUUAACUAUUAUUGGCUUAAUUGUUUAAACCUUCAUAGUUAUCUUGAGUCCUUGCAAAGAAUUGGGAGCACCAGCUAUAGUCCAACACAAGAAGAUCUCUUACGAGUAAGAAACAGAACCACUGGAAUUGUGGAAAUUGAAUUUCAUUUCAAAAGAUUGCAUUUUAAGUAAGAUUUUUAUUAUAUAAAUACUCCAAGAAUAACAGGUACUCAUUCGAUCAAUUGACAUGUCGACCCCAAUGAAGUAGUGCUGUAUGGAAUUGCUUCAUUUGCUUGUUCACUUGUUCUUUAAUUAAUAAAUCCCAUUUUAUAUAUCAAGGACAAUGUUAAUUUGUGAAUUAGACUAUGAAGUUCUAUGCAGUGGGUGCACACUUCAAUUGAUCAUAUUAUAUGUGUUAAUUUUAUAUGAGUAAAAUCAUCUGGUAUUAGACAGAGUAAAAUGAUAAAGAAGGGUUUAAAGUAUUAAAGUGGAAGUCAAGGCUGUUCUGCGCAUCGGUUCUGCUCAUAACAAUGUGAGGACCCUCUAAUGUGAACAUUGCGCAAAUUUCGAAUGUUUCGAAUUUUUCUGAACAUAAACUCUAUUUCAUAUUCAUUUAGAAGCAUAGCAAACCAAAAUGGUGUUAGUUAUACAGUGGAUUGGAGUCACUGUCUGUUCAUCAUGAAAAUAUUUGUACUAGUUUAUUUCAAACAGUAGUUGCUGAUGAAAAUCAUAAGUUACGAAGUUUACUGCCACCUAUACAUACUUCUUUUUAUGAUUUAAGAAACGAUAGGAAAUUUGAAAUUCCUAGAUGUAACACUAAUCGUUUUCAAACUAGUUUUUUUGUGGCUUCGUGCCGCAAAUCAUCUAUCUAAUGCUAUUGAAAUGACCUAAUAUUUUUAAUAAUUUUAAAUUUUUUAGUAUGUUAAAGUAAUAAACAUCUUGUAUAUAUAAUAUUUAUAUGGAAUGUCAUCAUAAUGGCUUGAUAAACUCUUCUUUUACAUUCUCGUAAUUAGUUAAAUUUACUUGUAAAAAAAAUACGCAAUUCAGCCUAUGGCUGCGAAGUAUUUUAUUAAAUCUAUCUAUCUAUCUAUCUAUCUAUUUAAAAAAAUACAGCACUUCAAAGUGUAAACAAACCGUUUGUUUACUUGAGGACUUGACUUCCACUUUAAUGUCAUGCAAUUAUAAUUUGAUGUAAAUAUUUUUUUGAUGACAUGUGACCAACUUUUAGAUUAUGUGACGUUGGAGGCCAAAGAACUGAAAGGCGAAAGUGGAUACAUUGUUUUGAUGACGUCACUGCAAUUAUAUUUGUUGCCGCAUUAAAUGAAUAUGAUAUGCUGUUAGAAGAGGAUGAGUCGACGGUAAGAUAGAUUUUCAAACUUCUUAAUCAAGUUUUCAAACUGGUUAAUCAAUUUAAUCAGUUUAUCAAUUUAAACUAGUUACUGGUAUCAAGUUUUCAAACUGGUUGAUCAAAUUGAUUAUUCAAAUUGACAAACUGGCUUUAUAGCAAGUUAUUAAAUUGACUUAAUCAAUUUAGCAAACUGGUUAAUCAAGUUAUCAACUGGUUAAUCAAGAUAGCAAAUUAGUACUCCAUAAAGCUUCAGAGUAGUUGAUUAGUUUUAUGGAAACUUGAAUGAAAAAUUUUUUUUAUUACAUUUUUGCCACUAGAACCGUAUGACAGAAAGCCUUAACCUCUUCGAUUCGAUUGUAAACAAUGAUUUCUUUGCGAAUACGUCGAUGAUUCUUUUCUUGAACAAGAAAGAUUUGUUUGAAAAGAAGAUAAUUUUCUCGCCAAUUACAGAAUGUUUUAAAGAUUACACUGGUGAGUGAACCGUUUACUAAUUUAAGGAGAACAUUUAAAACCUGGUUUACACUAUCACAAGUUUCUGUGUUAACACAGAUAAGAGUAAGUUUCCUCAAACAUUUCUUACAAAUCCUUCAAAACUUAAAAUUUACUUAUGCAAAAUUCCUACUGUGAUCACAGAAACUUUGAUAGUGUAAACCAGCUUUGUAUUAAUACAACUUGUUGAUACAGUACCAUAAUUGUUACAUUACACUGUUGCAAAUUAACACAUGGAAUAGCGUUUACCAGAUUUGGGAUUUUCACCCUCAUACUUAUAUUUUCUUCAAGAGAAGCCUCUUUCUCACACACCACUGGGAGCUGCUGCAGCGUCAGCCGCAAGCUUGACAUUUAUUCCUACCAUACAAUUGCUCGCUACAUAAUAACUAUAAGAAGUACCAUAUACACAUCCAAAGCCAUACUUUUCCCCUAAUCACUACUAUAAAACUGAAUGGGUUGGGUGGGUGGUAUACUGUCAAGCUACAGUGAGCGACAACAAAAAUAUGCUCAUAUAACCUGCACCACCCUGUAACACCCUGAUUUCAUCAGGCCCCCAGCAGUGUGUGAGAGAAAACAUUUUCCGUUUCUUUCGUGCCUCAGCCAGCGGAAAAUAACACUUCCAGCAACAUGUAAAAUUGUUUGCCGUUAGACAGAAUAAAAUGUCAACAAUACAUUAAUUAAUAUAUUCCAUAAUUUUGCAGGUGAUCAUAGCUUCGAAGACGCAUGUAAUUUCAUUCAGAAAAAUUUUGAAAAUAAGAAUCUGAACGAUCGAAAAGAGAUCUACGUUCACAGAACAUGUGCGACAGAUACUAAAAACAUUGACGUUGUAUUCAACGCGGUUACAGACACUAUUAUUGCAAAGAAUCUGAUGCGAUGUGGUUUGUAUUAAAAAUAUUGCUUGAUAUAUCAAACUAUCGUCGACCUCAGCAGUGGUAAACGACCGUUUUAUGGUCAAAUGGUGGAGUUCUAUUGAACGUGUGGUAAAAAUGAUCAAAAUUGGUGGGUUUCAGUGGCACUUAUGGCCGGGCACAGUGCAUAUUUUAAUAGAUUUACAGGGGGGGGGGGGGCAAAAUCAAGACUGGGCUCCCCAUAGUAAAGGCCUGGUCAAACAAGAGUUGAGAAGUGAGAGUUUUCAUGAGAGUUUUCUCAACUCUCAUGCCCCCCGGUCAAAUGAGAACAAGAGUUAUAUGAAAAUUGACUGGAUAUUACCGCUCAUGACAAAAGAGUUGCAACUCUCAUCCUCAAUGAGAGCUUAAGAUUUAGGUCACUCAGGGUAAGGUUAGGGCCCAGUCUGAACCACUAACUAGUGCCCUCCCCAGCCCCCCACACACACACUAAAUAUGUUAAAAUAUGCCUUAGUCGGGCAGCAGAUGAUUAUGGUGGUCAAUUGUUAGUAAACCUUUCUGGAAAGUAUGUCACUUUGACCAUAGAGCCUCGUUUACUUGAUUGGGAUGUUUGGGAGUCCUAAUGUCCAUGGAAAUGAGGCUCUAUAGCCAAUGUGACGUUACUUACCCGAAGGGUGCAUUGAUACUUUUGUCUUACAGGAGCAUGACAAUAUUUAUUUUGAAAUAUUUUCCAUAUAUUUUCUCACUCUGAGAACCGUGCCAGUUGAUUGUCAUCUGUUGCACAUGUCUGAUGAAACCCACCAAAAGUUUUGAAACGAGAACGUUAGGACGAGAACGCUCAGACGACGAAUUAAAAUUUCCCAAAUGACUUCUCUUUCAAUUAAAGAUGCUGUACAGUCCGAUCUGCGCAUGUGCACAAAGGAGCCCUCUUUUUAUUUACAAACAGUUUAUUUAGGUUUUUAUUUCAUUUUAUGUUCUUGCAAAGCUUGAUUGUUGUGCCUUGAUACUUUAUUAUACUCUAGAAUCAUGAAAAUAUAAAUAGUUGUCGAAUAAAAUUCAAUAUUUUGGAUACUGAAAUGUAAACAAAGCCUUUGUUUACAUACGGACUGUACCGCAUCUUUAAAACCUUACCCUUUUAAUAUCGAUUAAAUUAAGCGGCCUCGUUUGAGAUUUUAAACAUUUAAACAGGCCCAGGGUUUUGAUCAGAAAAGUAAAACCUUGUACAGUACUCGGUAGCAAUAACAAUUAAUUUUGUAGAACUAUUUUAGUAUGCUACUUAGCGAUGUACAAACAAACGCUUUUAAUUGUGCAAAGAUAUAUUUAGUAUUAUUAGCAAUUAUGGUUGAUUUUAUGUACGAAUACGCGAGAUUUUAUCUUGUAUUUAUUUUAAAUAAUUCUUUUCUGCGAAAACUGGAUUUUUCGUCGUAAUCAAUUCAUAGCUUUCUGUCUUGCAAAUGUAUUGUACUAGAUCUGGAGUGUACAGGGACGUUUUUAUGUGUUCUGCCUUUCACAAUUCCAUACUCAGGAAAUUUAUAGAAAAUAAAAUCAGUUACAUGGUCAUAGAACAAGUUAGAAAUUCAAUUUUCAAAGUUUUCCAAGAAAAGUGCAAAUUUUCAAGAAAACCUAAAACAGCAAAGUAUAGAAUGUUUCAAAUUUUCCAGUGUUUCACCCAUAGUUUCACCUCACCCCCCCCCCCUCCCCACUCCUCUCCCCUCCUGCAAAACCUUGCACUGUGUUGCAAACCGGGCUGGUCCCUUAUAGCCUAAAAGAAAAAAAGUCUUGCAGAAACUUGCAACAGGGGUGGGGGGUGGGAGUGAUCUCUGGAUAAUAGAAACGAUCUUGUACACAACAGUAUUCUUAAAAUAUGUAUAUUUAAGUCUUUCUGUAUCCAAUGAAAAUAGCAGACAUUUUAUACUACCUCCACCUUGUUUUUCUACCUUUUAUUCCUCAUCGCUAUACAGGUGACUUUUGAUUAAAUGUGUCUCUGUACAAGUUGGAUAUAGAAAGAUAAUUUUAUUAACAUAAAAUUCCUCUUAGUUUUAGUAAUUCAAAUAUAUUAGUUUCGUAGUAUUUUAAUCUAUGAAUAUUUGUUAAAUUGAAAUAAACAAAAUAACAUUGCUUCUUCAGUGAAUGUCUGCGAGACUGUGGUCCGUUUAAAACGUAGAAUAUUAAGAUCCGUAGUACGGAGCGCUCUUGCUCAGCCUAACAUACCCACAUGUCAUCGAUAAUUUAGUGUUUGGCCACUUGAACGUAAUAUAGGAAAUGGCCAAUUCAAUUUGGCCAUGCCUAUGAUUUUUACUUUUUAGACAAGGAAAUUACAAAAAGCACUUCCUUGAAAAACAACUCUUAAAGUGUCUGACGC
Messenger RNA from Paramuricea clavata, 7209 nucleotides. NCBI's taxonomy places the organism in Eukaryota, Metazoa, Cnidaria, Anthozoa, Malacalcyonacea, Plexauridae. The record is from the annotation of a GenBank genome assembly.